AUGGGUGUUACCGAAAUAAAAUCCAAAGAGCAGUUCAACGAGCUCGUCAAGACCGGUUCAGGCGUCGCUCUAAAAGCUACCGCUCAGUGGUAUGGCCCCUGCAAAGCCAUAUCGCCUGUCUUCAACAAGCACGCUGAGGUCUACGCAGAAAAGCCUGUGGUUUUCGCCCGCUUUGACACAGACCAUGUGCCUGAACUUGCACAACAGCUUGGUCUCACUAACAUUCCCACCUUCUACUUCUUUAAGGACCGUGAACUGGUGACCAACGUGCGAGGCACCAACCCAAAGGCACUUCAGGAAACUGUCCAAAAAGUGUCUUGUUAG
Penicillium manginii is the source of this 324-nucleotide messenger RNA. RefSeq names its product thioredoxin domain-containing protein. The transcript has a single exon. NCBI's taxonomy places the organism in Eukaryota, Fungi, Ascomycota, Eurotiomycetes, Eurotiales, Aspergillaceae. The coding region runs from base 1 to 324 and encodes 107 amino acids. The record is from RefSeq and is a predicted model, not a curated record.